Messenger RNA from Leptosomus discolor (cuckoo roller), 1385 nucleotides. RefSeq names its product carbohydrate sulfotransferase 9. Gene Ontology annotation, cellular component: membrane. The record is from RefSeq and is a predicted model, not a curated record. NCBI's taxonomy places the organism in Eukaryota, Metazoa, Chordata, Aves, Leptosomiformes, Leptosomidae. Gene Ontology annotation, biological process: proteoglycan biosynthetic process; carbohydrate biosynthetic process. Gene Ontology annotation, molecular function: sulfotransferase activity.
UGCGCAUUUUGGAAGCUGGAAAACAAGAUUUGCUGGGCAAGCUGACUGGGAGCAAAACAAGGAUGGCUUUUGGAGGUUGCUCUUAGGUGAUUUUCAUCCUUGGAGACUUUGCAUUACACAGAACUCUGUAUUUGGGUCUUGGAUCAGAAAACAUCUUCAGAAGAAGCCUUCGGACUUCACCUUCAGAAAGGCAGGUUUCCACUUUAGAGAUCACAUCAUACUUCUUCCUGUGAAGAUAAUAUGAACCAGAAGGUGUUAAUUUUCCUUCUCCCAAAUUUUAUUUUUGGGAUAUUUCUUUUUGGGUUUUUCUGUAAGAGACAAAAAAAACUAACAGGUGUUUUUUCUGAUCCAACCAAAGAUUGGCUGGCAAUUCAAAAUGAUCGCAGAAGCACACUGGCUUCUAUCUGCCUGAAGAACAACCUUCUUAAAUUAAGAAUCAAAUCGGAUUCUCAUGUUGCAAACCAGCUCUUUGUGGAGCACAAACAUAAAUUUAUGUACUGUGAGGUGCCCAAGGUAGGCUGCUCCAACUGGAAGAGAAUUAUUUUUCUUCUCCAAGCAGGCUUGAAUGCGGAAGCUUCUGAAAUCGAGCAUGACCACAUCCACCAGACUUCGCUGAUCAAAAAGCUGGUGUCUUACCCCCCUGCCAUACAAAAGGAAUUUCUGAGCAAUUAUACCAAAGUGAUGUUCACUAGACAUCCCUUGGAACGACUGGUUUCAGCUUACAGAGACAAACUUCUGCACUCCGAACCAUUCUACAGUGUCACUGUCGCUAAUGAGAUUAGGGCAAUGUUCAGGAAAAACAAAAAUUCUUCUGAAAAAGUGAGUUUCCAGGAGUUCAUCAACUUCAUUACAGCAAAACCACCAAAUAGUCUUGACAUUCACUGGAAACCAAUGUAUCUGCUCUGUGAUCCUUGCAACAUUCGCUAUGAUAUUCUGGGUAAGUAUGAAACUCUUGGAUUAGAUUCUGAGCAUGUUCUGAAAGUCAUUGGAGCACCAGAGAGCCUGCACUACCCCAGCUUGAAGAGGUAUGGCUCAGAGAAACGAACUAAUGGUGAUAUCACCUUGGAGUAUCUCAGACAAUUGAACUCAGAACAAAUUGAGAAAAUCAAAAAAUUGUAUCAAAUGGAUUUUUUCUUGUUCAACUAUACUAUGAAAUAUGAGGGUUACUUUUCCCUCAAUGACUAGGUUAAACAAAGAACAGUUUCCUUUGUACAAAAUGGGCUGACCUUCUCCUCACAGGUGCUUGAUAGGUGGCUUGGUGAUUGACUGCUGCUGAAAUUUUACUGCUGUUUGGAGACGUGGUUUAUCAUCCUAAGCACUCUUAUAACGAAUCCCUGCCAUGAUCUGUUGUACUGUACAGUACUUUACCUAUACAAAAUUCCUGU